AAGAGAUCGUCAGCCAAAUAGAGUCAACCAUCUACCGACUCCCAUCAGAACAAGCAGAUAACAUCCGCAGACGAGUAACCAAUAUCCUCUCCAAAGCCAAACCCCCUCCACCAAAUAUCACUAGACAAGAGCGAUUGGCCCUCCAAGACCUGAACAGGGACACAGACAUCAUCGUGCUUCCAGCCGACAAAGGCAACACAACAGUAGUCAUAAAUACAUCAGACUACAAGAAAAAGAUGAAGAACCUUCUCUCGGACAAAGCAUACAAAAAGCUUGAUAAAGAUCCGACUAAUACAAUCGCACAAAAAACCAAGAUCCUGGUGGAGGAAAGCAACAUUCCCAGCAAAAUCAAAACGACAUUAAAACCUACAAACCCGCUCCCACCAAGACUGUACGGACUACCAAAAGUACACAAACCGGACAUCCCCUUCAGACCGAUUGUAACCGAGGGCUCGAAAGGGCACUCGGCGGGAACUGCUGCGAUCGCGCCGCAAGUACAGGCCUGCAAGGGCUCGGAAAGCGAGGUGGUCGCAGGAGAGGUAGAAAUGGCUCCUGUUUUGGAACGGGCCCCUUCGGGCUCGGAAAGAAACGGGAGUGAUGCGGGUGAUGCGCGGGCACCUCAUAAGAGGAACCGUAGCGGGGCCCAGAAGAGAAGGGCAAAGAGGAACAAGGAGAAGGCUCCUGAAGGGCAAGCUCCGGGGGCCUUCAAUAACACCCCACAUGAAGUUGUAUGUGCUGAGGCGGCAAGGCUGGGCGUUCCGGUGAAACUGGUGAAGUGGAUCCAAGGAAUGCUUGGACGUCAAGUAACGCCAUCACUAGGAACGGUGAGUGUUGAAGGAUGGGUGGAGAGGGGUUGCCCCCAAGGGGGGGUCCUCUCGCCACUCCUAUGGUGCUUGGUAGCGGACAGGCUGCUUGAAGAGCUUAAUGAUAAGGGCUUCAAGGCUAUCGGAUAUGCUGAUGAUUUGGCGAUCCUGAUAGGAGACCCUUUCCUGGAAACGCUCCUUGAGCUCACACAAGGGGCUCUGGGGAUAGUGGAAGAAUGGUGUAAGAGGACGGGUCUAUCGGUUAAUCCGAUUAAGACAAGUCUGGUAAUCUUCACCCACAAAUAUAAAAUGGGCUCCGUAGAGGGGCCUGUUUUAGAAGGGGUCAGACUGACUCCUGAGACGUCAGUCAAGUAUCUAGGAGUUAUCUUGGAUAAAAGACUGAAUUGGAAGUUGCACCUAGAGGCGGUGUGUAGGAAGGCUUGCACUUAUUUCUGGAUGUGCAGAAGAACCUUUGGGCAAACCUGGGGACUUCAGCCGGACAGGGUGCUUUGGCUAUACACGGCUGUGCUCCGGCCUAGACUGCUCUAUGCUGCUGUGGUAUGGUGGCCAAGAACACAGCUGGCGGAGGCUCGAGCAAUGCUGGAACGCGUCAGGGCUCUUAUUUUAAGAGGGGCUCUGGGAGCAAUGAGAACAACGCCUGUGGCAGCAAUGGGAGUGCUGCUCGGCAUCGAACUACUCCACCUUGCGAUAGUGGCGGCAGCAGUGGCCACGACGUAUAGGUUGAAGUGUGAAGGCAAGUGGACGAUCGGGGUGGGCCACACCCGGCUACCACGGGAUAUCCAGAUGGAAACCGUGUUGGAUAUGAGGCAGGAUAGGAUGCCGAGAAAACGCGACUUUGAUAGAUCUUUCAAGAUCUAUCUUCCUAGUCGUGAGGAGUGGGAGAGGCACGAGGUGCUCGUUAUCAGGAAUGGGGACGUCUGGUACACGGAUGGCUCCAAAACUGACGGGGGCGCCGGGGCCGGGGUCUUUGGAAGCCGUGGGGGCUUUAAGGAGGCUCUCUCCCUCGGAGAGUUCACCACGGUCUUUCAAGCGGAGGUGGUGGCAAUCAUGAGCUGUGCGCAACUGCUGAUUGCAUCUGGGCGGAUGGGCAGGCGUAUUAGGAUCUGCUCAGACAGCAGAGCGGCUCUAGGGGCGCUGGGGGCGUGCGCCUUUGACUCGCGGCUGGUAUGGGAGGAUGCAUUGAACAGGCUAGCCGCGGGCAAUGACGUUGCUCUCGUGUGGGUCCCGGGGCACGCGGGAAUCGAGGGAAACGAGGGCGCUGAUGAGCUGGCAAGGAGCGGCUCUUCAGUUAGAUUAGUGGGGCCGGAACCGGCCCUUGGACUGCCAGGCUGCAGGGCCAAGGCGAGAAUAAGGGACUGGUUGCGCGACCGCCAUAUGAACUAUUGGAAGGAAGAAACAAGGACCAAAUGUCGGCAGGCAAGGGCCCUGUUGGGGGAAGUGCCCAGUAGGGACCUUGCUAAGAACAUUAGGGCCUUAAGAAGAGGAGAAGCCAGGCUAGUGGUGCAGAUCUACACGGGCCAUGGCUUCACCAACUAUCAUUUGCACAAGCUGGGGCUUAGCGGCGACCCGAAGUGCAAAAAGUGUGGACAUGAGGAAGAGACUACUCUCCACGUGUUGUGCGAAUGUCAAGCGUAUGCUGGAUACAGGCGGCUUCUACUGGGCUCGAUAUUCCUCGAGCCCGAGCAGGUAUGCCAACUUCAGGUCAGGGAUCUCCUUCGCUUCUGGAGGAAGACUGGUUUGAGCUGA
This is a messenger RNA of Trachymyrmex cornetzi, 2570 nucleotides long. RefSeq lists its product as uncharacterized. The annotation marks the transcript as partial. The transcript is spliced from 3 exons. Gene Ontology annotation, molecular function: RNA-DNA hybrid ribonuclease activity; nucleic acid binding. NCBI's taxonomy places the organism in Eukaryota, Metazoa, Arthropoda, Insecta, Hymenoptera, Formicidae. The record is from RefSeq and is a predicted model, not a curated record.